AUGGAGAUGAGUUGUAACGAAAGUAAUAAUACAUCAAGCUGUACAAACUAUAAUAAAAACAAUCCAAACAUAGAUAUUGAUCCGAUCAGUCUACGCGAAAAGUGUACUUCAACGAAGUGUGUAGAAAACAGCCGUAGUAACGAUCUAACUGAUGUUUCAUUGUUUAAUGAACCAAAUACUCUAAACACAAUGUAUUCUUAUCACAAUGAAAUGCAAAAUAGUAAAUCAUUAUACAACAGAAUAGAAAAUUCACAAGUUUUUAACAAUGUAUCUGUAAAAUCUACAGAAAAUGGAAUUUAUUCAUUGGUUUCAUCUAUCAGGAAUAAAUCGGAUUUGCCUUUACUACCAACACAUCAAUUUACUAUUCCACCUUCGGUACACUCAGCUACAAGAAUAAAUGAUUUUUAUAGUUUUUCAUCGUUACUUUCCAAUUCCACUCUAUGGUUAUCUCAUUUGAUGAGGAAUAGUCAGCUAUCGGUACCUUCUUCAAUGAAUUCGAUGAUAUGGCCCAAUACCAGUUCAGAUGUCAAACAUUGUACGGAAGAAAUGAGAAGUUCCAAUUGGUAUUCAGAUUUUAAAAAUAUGAAAACAUUAAAUAAAAAUGAUAAUCAUGGUAUUACGCUUUCAAAUGAUGAUUUUCAACCGUUUUCGAACACAGCGUUUAAUCCAAUGCUGAUUAACAAAACACCAACACAAGCAGAUCUUGCAAUCGAACAUUUGAAUUCCACUGAACAAAAUAUAUAUGAUCGUCUUGACCCAUAUAAGUUGCCUAAACCUGACUCAACUUCAGAUCAAUCUGUGACUGAUGGUAUAAAUGAAUUUACUUCAAAAUUUCGUGACGUUAAACGCGUCAGUCAUAAUGGAUUAUAUUGUAUUGUUUGUGGUGACAUUAGCAGUGGGAAACAUUAUGGUAUUCUAGCAUGUAAUGGUUGUAGUGGAUUUUUUAAACGAUCGGUUAGACGAAAACUUAUAUACAGAUGUCAAGCUGGAAAUGGUUUGUGUAUUAUUGAUAAAGCUCACAGAAAUCAAUGUCAAGCAUGUCGAUUGAAAAAAUGUAUACGUAUGGGUAUGAAUAAAGACGCUGUUCAGAAUGAACGCCAACCAAGGAAGAGUUCACACUUUACUGCUCAAGGUAAUCCAAUACCAUCUAAACGUCAAACAGUAGGGAUGCUGCACUCACCAAAUGAUAAAACAUUUAGUUCAGAAUCUGAUCAUCAUCAAAUGACAAACAAUAAGCAGUUUGAGGAAUCAAUGAGCAUACCUAAAGAUAGUUCAAACAACAGUAUUUCUUCUGAAUAUACACCGCUCAAUGAAAACAAUCUGUCCGAGAGUAUUAACAAUGCUGAAAAAAGUUUUACAAACGAAUCAGAAUGGAAUCAAACAGACUGUUUUAGGCAACAUACCAAUAUAUUAAAACGAUCGAACUCAUUGCAUCACAGAAGAAUGUCAAACAGGAAAUGUACCAAUAAGAUAGGGGCUUUCAAUGAACUGAAAUCGGUUGAUACAGCUAAACUUCAUCAUUAUAUGAUGAGAGACAAUUUACCUUUCUACCUAACUAAUGUCCAACCAAAUAAAUGCUCAUUCACCACUGAAAACUCAAACACAUUUUCUUUCAUUCCAUCGGUUUCUGUGACGGAUGAUAUGGCUAACUGCCAACCAUUUUAUAUGAAGCAUUUACAAACAGUUAAGUUACCAGUAUCGGAGCCAAAGAAUACAGCAGCAGAUAACUUGAAUCAUGAAACCCCUGUACCUUCAUCGUCUUCUUAUUCAGAUAUAAAAAUGCAAAAUUUCUACCUACAUUUACUAAAUAUGUUCAAUUUAUCUAAAAAUCUCAGAGUCACAAAUCGAGAAAACCUAAGUUUAAAUAUAAAUGAUCCAAAUGAUGGUGAAUCCGGAAAUAGUUCGGAAUGUACAAACAAUUUACCAGAAAUUAAGCAUCAGAAAACUUCCGAAAAUUUCACUAGUUGCAUGGAAAAUAAAGAUGCUGCCUUAAGCUUUAACAAUAUUUUGAAAAAUCUUCAUAAUAAUUAUUUAAGUGACUGUAUUUAUGAUAGCAAUGGAAUUUUAAAAUUAAAAACUACAAACAUUUUACCUCUGAAUAAUUUCAAUUCUAUGCUAACUUCAAAUAGUUAUUUUUCCAGUAGUGACAGUUCUUCCCGUUUCCUUAAUAACAAUAACCAAGACGACACUGGUUCACUAGUCUGUCAAGAAUCAAGAAAUAAAAAUUCAACUGAAUCAGAUAAACAGAACAUAGAUGAAAUGGAAAUUGGAGACUUAUUUCUGAAUAAAACAGUCCAGCAAUUUGAAGAGUAUAUGAAAGCCUUCAGUUUACAAACAUCAUUAGCCGCAACUAAGUGUAGUGAAACUAAUAAUCUUAAUCCAAGUGAUAAAUCACCGAACAAAAGUUUUUAUUUAACAAAUCCAAAUAGUGGUACCAUAUCCGAUGAAUUUCAGUCUUCAUUUAGCGUCUUUCCAAUGUGUAUCAAGAACAGUCUCGAAAAAUGGCUUCAUGUUCAAUCAGCAGAACAACUUCAAAAUUCAAAUGAAGUUUCGUCUCAAUUAAAAUCGGACUAUGCAAAUCAAGCAAAUGCUUUCAUUGACUAUAUAUUCGAAUCACAUAGUCCAGUAACGAGAUAUCCUUGGAAUCAAACCGUAAUACAAAAACUGUUUUCAGAGGCCUUUUAUCCACUGAUAGAAAAACUUCUAAAUUGGGUAUUUGGAAUUCCGAAUUUCGCUAACCAAUCUAAACAAGAUCAGAAAAUCUUAUUUUCUCAAUCGUGGAUAAAUGUACUUGUGUUAUUCUGGUUAGAAAGUCAACAAAAACAACAAUCACAAGGCAGCUUAUGGAAUCCAAAUGUCACUAAAUGUCAAUUCACUGAGAGCUUUUGGAGUUCAUCAAAAGAUUUAUAUGAAGAAUUUCGUAAUAUUCAGCCCGAUAUCACUGAGUUGAACUUAUUGAGAAUGAUACUACUCUUUAAUAAUGUUGAUGCAUCAGAAGUAUCCAACAGAGAAACGAUUGAGUCUGUUCAAAAACAAUUAAGAUUGCAAUUAACCCAAUACGAAUGGAUCACUCAUCCUAAUAAUAUAUCAAGAUGCAAUCAACUCUUGCUUUUCAAUACAUCAAUUCAAAAACUAGAUAAAACAAUAUUCAAAGAAUGUAUUUUCAUUGAAAACACUUCUGAUAGUCAAUGA
This is a messenger RNA of Schistosoma turkestanicum, 3192 nucleotides long. NCBI's taxonomy places the organism in Eukaryota, Metazoa, Platyhelminthes, Trematoda, Strigeidida, Schistosomatidae. The record is from the annotation of a GenBank genome assembly.